AUGUUGUCGCCGUCCGCUCCGCCGGUGACGCGCGCGGGGGGGGGGGCGGCGGCCUCGCGAGAGGCGGCGGGAGCGGGCGGAGGGGCGGGGAGGGGGCGCGCCCGUGGCGCCUCCGCCCAUCGCCGCCCCCCGGCCCUCAGCGGCGCGCCUCGGUCCCUCACCGUCCAUCUCCGUGCUUCAGGGACCCUCACCGUCCUUCAGUGUCCCUCAGCCCCUCAGCGACCCGCCUCGGUUCCUCACCGUCCUUCAGUGUCCCUCAGCUCCUCAGCGACCCGCCUCGGUCCCUCACCGUCCUUCAGUGUCCCUCAGCUCCUCAGCGACCCGCCUCGGUCCCUCACUGUCCCUCUCCGUCCCUCCCCUUGCCUCAGCGGUCCGCCUCGGUCCUUCACCGUCCCUCAGCGACCCACCUCGGUCCCUCACUGUUCAUCUUCGUCCUUCGUACCUCAGCGAUCCGCCUCGGUCCCUCAUCGUCCCUCAGCCCCUCAGCGACUCGCCUCAGUCCCUCACCGUCCCUCGGUGUCCCGCAGCGCCUCAGUAACCCGCCUCGGUCCUUCACUGUCCUCUCUCCCUACCUCAGCGCCUCAGUUGACCCGCCUCGGUCCCUCAGCGCCUCAUCCCUCCCUCAGCGCCUCUGUCCAUCACCGCCUCGCACACGGCGCCCUGAUUCGGUCCCUUAGUCCACUUCAUCCCAACUCGGUCCCUCAGCCCCCCUCAUCUGGUCCGCUUCCCUCAUUUUCUUCAUCCCCUUUCCCAGCCCUAAUCCCGCCUCAGCCCUCCACCAUCCCCCUCAGCCGACCCCAGCCCCUCAGCCCUCACCACGUCCACUCGGUUCCUCAGCCCCUCACCGACCUCCCCCUCACCGCCCUCCCUUCACAGAAUCUCAGGAUUGUUAGAGCCUGAAGGGACCUCUGGAGAUCAUCCAGUCCAACUCCCCUGCCAAGGCACGGUCACCCAGAGCAGGUGACACAGGAACGUGUCCAGAAAUUUUAAUUCAUCUUUGUGAAACACUAAAUUGCAUGAGCUCUUCCCAGGAUGGCUGGGCAUGGAGCAGAACAGGGAGCAAACCCAUCACUCCAAGCAGAUCUCUAAGAAAGGACUGAGGGAUGGAAAAUGUGCAAGAGAAUGUGGAAGGUACUGGAUGGUGAAUUCCCACCACUCUGGAGUACAGAGAAGAUCAUGACUGACUCACACAUGGAACAAGUAUAUUCUCAGUCAUCAGAAUGGCAGAGCAGGAGAGAAGCAAGUGGCUGAAUUCCAAGAAAGCCAUGGAGUGGAAGAGAAGGUUCAAAAAGGUUGUUUUUAAGUGUCUAUCAGUUUAGUGUCUAUCAGCUGUGGGGCAGGCUGAAAAAAGGAGCAUUGCAGCACCAGGCAGUGAAGACACAGCCCAUAAAGGGCCAACUGCCAUUGUGAUUAUUGUAGAUCCAGAGUUUCUGUUGAGAAGGAUGUUGCAUGCAAGUAGAGUGGUUUCCUCUUUCAACUGAAGCCAAACCAAGCAUUUCAUUACCUUCUUUUCCCUCUUCUUUACCCCAGCUGUGUGAUCUAAUACAGCAGUAUGGAUGCUGGAAGCUUGGUUCAAAAACCAGCUGGAUACAUUGAUGGAACAAAAAUACAUCAUGAGCUACCAUUAAAUAUAGACAUCACCUCAGUUUGUCUGUGAGAUAGGACCCUGGAAAUAAAGGAAUUAUCCUG
This is a messenger RNA of Oenanthe melanoleuca, 1689 nucleotides long. RefSeq lists its product as uncharacterized. The transcript is spliced from 2 exons. The record is from RefSeq and is a predicted model, not a curated record. Lineage: Eukaryota; Metazoa; Chordata; Aves; Passeriformes; Muscicapidae. The coding region runs from base 1 to 900 and encodes 299 amino acids.